This is a messenger RNA of Helianthus annuus (common sunflower), 642 nucleotides long. Its product is annotated as histone H2B.3. NCBI's taxonomy places the organism in Eukaryota, Viridiplantae, Streptophyta, Magnoliopsida, Asterales, Asteraceae. Bases 70 to 483 code for a protein of 137 amino acids. The record is from RefSeq and is a predicted model, not a curated record. The transcript has a single exon. Gene Ontology annotation, molecular function: protein heterodimerization activity; DNA binding; structural constituent of chromatin. Gene Ontology annotation, biological process: nucleosome assembly. Gene Ontology annotation, cellular component: nucleosome.
UCUUCACACAACUCACUCCCUCAUUCAACCCUCAUCCACUUUUUUCUACAUUCUCUCUAACAAACAAAAAUGGCACCCAAGGCAGCCGAGAAGAAGCCAGCAGAGAAGAAACCAGCAGCAGAGAAAACCCCAAAACCAAAGGCCGAGAAGAAGAUCCCAAAGGACGCAUCAGCAACCGACAAGAAGAAGAAGAGGCACAAGAAGUCGGUAGAAACGUACAAGAUCUACAUCUUUAAGGUGUUGAAGCAGGUUCACCCGGAUAUCGGAAUCUCGAGCAAGGCUAUGGGGAUCAUGAACUCGUUUAUCAACGAUAUCUUCGAGAAGUUGGCGGCUGAGGCUUCCAAACUCGCCAGGUACAACAAGAAGAACACGCUUUCUUCAAGGGAAAUCCAGACUGCUGUCAGGCUUGUCUUGCCUGGUGAGCUGGCCAAACAUGCGGUUUCUGAGGGGACUAAGGCUGUCACCAAGUUUACUAGCGGUUAGGUUUGUUUGUUUGGUAUGUUUAGAUCUGUAAUUGGUUGUUUUUAAGAAGUCAAGUUCAUAUGCUUUAUGAACUUUUGUUUUAGAUGAUUAAGUAUUUUGUAAUUUUUCUCUUUGGAAUUGGGUUUUAUUUAAGAGGAGAUUUGGAAAUUCAUGUUCGAA